This is a messenger RNA of Thamnophis sirtalis, 12950 nucleotides long. Lineage: Eukaryota; Metazoa; Chordata; Lepidosauria; Squamata; Natricidae. The record is from RefSeq and is a predicted model, not a curated record.
UGAGUCCCACGGCAGCCAACACCCCAAGGAUCACCCGUUCUAACAGCAUUCCUACUCAUGACUCCACCUUCGAGCUCUACAACGCCUCCCCCAUGGGCAGCACCCUCUCCUUGGCAGACCGACCCAAGGGCAUGAUCCGCUCGGGCUCCUUCCGUGACCCUGUGGAUGAUGUUCAUGGAUCUGUGCUGUCCCUGGCUUCCAGCGCUUCGUCAACUUAUUCUUCAGCUGAGGAGAGGAUGCAGUCAGAGCAAAUCCGCAAACUGCGCCGUGAAUUGGAGUCAUCCCAAGAGAAAGUAGCCACACUGACAACCCAGCUCUCAGCCAAUGCUAACUUAGUAGCAGCAUUCGAACAAAGUCUGGUAAACAUGACAUCCCGUCUGCGGAAUUUAGCAGAGACUGCAGAAGAAAAGGACACUGAGUUGUUGGAUUUACGGGAAACUAUUGAUUUCUUGAAGAAGAAGAAUUCAGAAGCCCAGGCUGUUAUCCAAGGGGCUUUGAAUGGAACUGAUAUUACACCCAAAGAACUACGAAUCAAGAGGCAAAACUCAUCAGAUAGUAUAUCCAGCCUGAAUAGCAUCACCAGCCAUUCUAGCAUUGGUAGUAGCAAAGAUGCAGAUGCCAAGAAGAAGAAGAAGAAAAGCUGGGUAUAUGAGUUAAGGAGUUCUUUCAACAAAGCUUUCAGCAUCAAAAAGGGUCCAAAAUCCGCCUCCUCCUAUUCUGAUAUAGAGGAAAUCGCCACCCCUGAUUCUUCAGCACCAUCAUCACCAAAACUGCAGCACGGAUCCAUGGAAACAGCCUCUCCUUCCAUCAUAUCUUCCAACUCCUCUUCUGUAGGCAUGGAUACCACUGAACUUUUCCAGACCAAUGAAGAAGAACCCGAGAAAAAGGAGGUUUCCGAAUUACGCUCAGAACUAUGGGAAAAAGAAAUGAAACUGACUGACAUUCGGUUGGAAGCCCUAAACUCUGCCCAUCAGCUGGAUCAGCUGCGUGAAACCAUGCAUAAUAUGCAGCUGGAGGUAGAUCUAUUGAAAGCUGAAAAUGACCGGCUAAAGGUAGCACCUGGGCCAUCAUCUAUCCCCAGCCAUCUUUUGAGCUCAUCUGUUGCAUCUUCCCCAAGGCGUUCCCUAGGAUUACAGCUGAGUCACUCUUUCAGUCCCAAUUUAACUGAUACAGGUAAGCAAAGAAAAGCGGAAAAUAGGAUCAACAAGGAUGAAGCUGUCUGUCAGGUUUUCAAGGAUUAUGUCACCAAGAUGGAUCCUGCUCUGACUCUGGGACUCAGCACUGAGUCUGUCUAUGGCUACAGCAUCAACCAUGUUAAAAGAAUCUUGGAUAUGGAACCGCCAGAACUACCUCCUUCCCGCCGGGGUGUGACCAGCAUUGCUGUGACUUUGAAAGGUUUGAAAGAAAAAUGUGUGGACAGCCUGGUUUUUGAGACUCUUAUCCCCAAACCAAUGAUGCAGCACUACAUAAGCCUUCUACUCAAGCACCGGCGCCUUAUUCUCUCUGGACCAAGUGGAACUGGCAAGACCUAUCUGACCAAUCGCCUGGCUGAAUACCUGGUGGAACGUUCUGGCCGCGAGGUUACUGAAGGCAUCGUUAAUACUUUCAACAUGCACCAGCAAUCAUGCAAGGACUUACAACUUUACCUCUCCAAUCUAGCCAAUCAGAUUGAUCGGGAAACAGGGAUUGAUGUUCCAUUGGUUAUUCUCUUAGAUGAUCUCAGUGAGCCUGGCUCCAUCAGUGAGCUUGUCAAUGGAGCACUUACCUGCAAAUAUCACAAAUGCCCUUACAUAAUUGGAACAACUAACCAGCAUGUUAAAAUGACUCCAAACCAUGGCCUCCAUCUCAGUUUCAGGAUGCUGACUUUCUCCAAUAACGUGGAGCCAGCUAAUGGCUUCCUGGUGCGCUAUUUACGUCGGAAGUUGCUUGAGUCUGACAGUGAUGUCAAUGCCAACCGGGAUGAACUGCUACGUGUGUUGGACUGGGUGCCAAAGCUCUGGUAUCACCUCCAUACCUUCUUAGAGAAGCAUAGCACUUCUGACUUUCUCAUUGGUCCUUGUUUCUUCCUGUCAUGCCCAAUUGGUAUUGAAGAUUUCCGUACCUGGUUCAUUGAUCUCUGGAACAAUUCAAUUAUUCCCUAUCUCCAGGAAGGAGCAAAGGAUGGGAUCAAGGUGCAUGGGCAGAAAGCUGCUUGGGAGGACCCUGUGGAGUGGGUGAGAGAUACGUUGCCUUGGCCAUCAGCCCAGCAAGACCAAUCAAAAUUAUACCAUCUUCCCCCACCCAGUGUGGGGCCCCACAGCAUAGUGUCUCCUCCAGAGGAACGGAGUGGCAAGGAUUCUACACCCAAUUCUCUGGAAUCAGAUCCCUUGAUGGCAAUGUUGCUGAAACUUCAGGAAGCAGCCAACUACAUUGAGUCUCCUGACCGAGAAACCUUGGACCCCAAUGUGCAGUCUGCACUCUAAAAAUAACUGGAUUGUGAUAGAAUGGAGACGAAUGAGCCAAUCUUGGUUGUCUUCGCUCCUAGGUCUUCUUUCUUUUUUCUCUGGAACCUGCAGUCUGGAAUGAACACCACAGAGUGGCAAGCAGGUGCCCAUCACUUCCCUUGGGAUCUGUGCAGGUGAACAGUGAAACAGGAGACAGUUGGGCCUCCUUUGCAAGACACUGUUCUCCCUCCACCUCCAAUAACUCUGGUGGUAAGAGAAUGGUGGGUUUUAUUCUUGGGCUUUCUGCCUCUGUCAUAAACUCCUGGUUUUACAGUAUGAUUGGGGAGCAUCAAGAAAUCCCUCACAUCCAGUGUUCCCAACAAAAAUGUUCUUGUAUAAGGCAAGAAACUGGAGAUAGCCACACAGAGCUGGCUGCUGUAUUUCUGCAGGGCAGUGCUAACAGGCAGGGCAAUAGCCAAGUUUGUGGAACCCUAAAAUGCGGAUCUUUUUAUAAAAUAAUAAAGAAAAGAAAACCCCAGAAAGCAUGAGAGUUGGAAGCGUCAUUGCUGCUCUUGGAGUCAAUUCCUGCAGUUGCUGCCCUUCGACUUUCCUGCCACAACCAACAUAGGCAAAGACCUAGUAAGACUGUUAACUCUCGUCUUUGUACCCUCCUUAUUUAAUCUGCAUGAAAGUCUUUUUUUACUUUCAAACUCCCAAUAAACUUUUUUCUCCUCCACUUUAUUUUAUUUGGUUAAUCUGGGCCAUUCCAUUUGCUCUUUGGUUCUAGGAGUUACAUUCUAUUUAGUCAUCUGCCUUUGGUUCCACAGGAAGGAGCCUCCUGAGUUCAUAAGGGUUUUUUUCCAGUUUCAGUUUACCUUUUUCUUGUUUUACUUUUCUGUGAAUUUCAUUCCCACAGUCCCUCCAACUGAAAUUGGUGCUGACUGGAUGACUUCCAGUAACUUAAAUCCACUUCCUGGAUCCUUGCAGCUUGCAUCAGAUGCACAGAGAAUUGAAUCAGCAGCACAACCUAUGCACAAUUUGCAUGUGGGCUCCCCUUCUUGUGCCAUUCCAUAUCAUUUCUUUCUGAAAAGCACAAGAGGUCAGAAAACUGUGAUCAAAGGGAGAAUGGAUCGUUGUAGUGCAUCAUUUAAUGGACAGCAACAUCGUCAUUUCCCCCCAGUUUUGUACUGCUUAUCAAUGUGCUUGCAAAUCUCUUUUCUUCCAUUCAUUUUCUCUCACUUUAUUUUGGGGACACAGGGUAAUAGAUCCUUUUUGUAGGAGCUUUCUUGAGUCUGUUGCCAUUCAGAUGUGCUGGAACUCAACUCCACUAAUCUCCAACCAGCACAGUCCUGCUGGCUGAGGAUUACAAAACUUGGGGGAAAAAUACAUCUGGAAAGUUAACAGUUUAACCAAGGCUGAAUAUAAACAUUUAAGCAUUUAGCCUUGGAUGUCAUUUAUAUGAUUUGCCAAACAAAUAGCCACCAAUACACAAGUAUUCCCCUAACUAGAUGACUUUGAUUGAAAUUCCAAUCAAUCUGGACCAUUGAUCUCUAUCAAGCAUUAGGUUUGGGGCAACUGAAGAGCACUCCCAUAUGAAGUGACCCCCCCCCAACCAGGAUUAUAAUAUACUUAAAGAACUAUUUAGACUAGCUAAAUAAAUCAUAUGAUUACAGAAUUUGUCUCAAGAAAAUGUCAGUAUAGUUUCUAUUGAUGUGUGUUUUACAUUCAAAAUUGAAAUUAUAGAUGUCAGACCAGCCCUCGACUUCUAAUGUUCUGUAAAUGUCCUACUGAUAUUUUUGGAGGCACGCUUGCCAACUUCUAGUAAAAAAAAAAGAUUAUAGAAGGAGUCAGUGCACAGCCAUAAGUUUUUGUAACGUUUAGCUUUGAUGAAAUAAAAGAUACAAGUCUGAAUUUUAGCUUCUGUGGUAGGAUGACAUAAUGAUUAGGUUCUCCAUAAUGCACAUCUCUGCUUUUUCAGUAGUGCCAUGCAGACAUAUGAAGAGAUACCUUACUGAAAGCUUGAGUAAAGCAUCCUUCCAAUGCAAAACCACAGAAUAACACAAAUCCCCAUCUCUGAACAGCAUUAUGGCUGUUUUACUGUACUGGGUAGAUCUUCUCUGCAUGCCAAACUCUUUGACAUCAGAGCAAGAUGAUUUCCUGAGGCAAUUCAGCCUCACUUUGAUCUCAUGGCAGAGUGCCUCAUUGAUGACAUGGAUCCCAAACAAUCCACAGCAGACUGUUUCUUUUAAAAAAUCUAAGCACUACAUCUGUUUAGUUCUUAUUCCAGCAGAGCCUGUGAGAGGAGACAACUAAAAAGUGUCACAUUUCUUAAAAUGUAACCCCAGUUUUUACACAUUUUUCCUUCUUCCAUGGGCUAAUAUUUUAAUAAUAGAACAUACUAACCCAGAGGCAUCUGCAGCAGUGUUUCUGUCAAAGUGACUAAAUGGGCAUUGUGUCAUUGUGAUUGUAUCUCUUUUGUUCGUGCAUGAGGCCUUGAAACAUAUUUACAAAACAGACACGAUGGUGUGAUGCUUGUUUAGUCAUCUCCUCCCCCUCCCCACUGCCGACGCCCCUGGGUUUAUCGUUCAUCCUCUCAUGGCUCCUAUCGCUGAUUCUUGGUUUCCCUUGUGGUGGAACCUAUUGGGUUUAUAUUGGCAAAUCAUUCACAAGGCCUGUAGAUAGAUACAUUGUGCCAAAUACCUUUGGUCUUACAUAGUUCUGAGCAUUCAGGUGAUAUUGCCCAGAUUUUCAGUAUUUUCUCUUUUUUAAAAAUGUGAUUUUAGGAAGUGAGUAAAAAUAUUUUCCAGCUUCAUAUGCUACAUUUUGCACUUACCUAGUCCCUCUAUAGAAUGUAUAUAGUGUCUUUUUUGUCCAUGACUUUGCCAUAAAGGAACCUUGUGAAAUCAGUGCUGGCUUAUUUUCUUCUUUUGUAAGUGUAAUAUAACAAUUCAGGUUACACUUAAAAAGUUGCAGUGGAGAAUUCAUUUUUAUUUAUUGAACCAAAUAGCCAUCCAAACCAUUUUAUAGAUAGAUAAUUCAUUCUUCACCUUAUCCCAUUCUUCUGUGGCCAUUGAGAUGCCUUGUUUUCACUGGGCUACUUUAGAACAUGGGUUGUUCCUCUAGUUCCCUCCCCCCACAUUUCAUUUUGAACAAUUUGUCCCUUCUUGGGCAUGGUUAGGGGCCCAAUUUGGAGGAAAAAAAAUACUUUAUAGGAUGUAAGUACAGGUAGUGAUCGUUGUACACGCUCCAGGUUGGUCACAUGCCAAUAAGAAGGAAGAAGACGACAACCUGCCUAUGUAUGCAUAGCCCACCUCCAUUUCUGAAACUGCUUUAACUUUUCCUUAACUUGGCAAACAUGUAAGAUAGAAAGAUUUGCAUUUUUGAACUAAUGAAUGCUUGCCAAGAAUACUGACCAUCUGGGUAAAAUUAGUAUCAUAAUUUUGAUAAUGCAAGGAUAGAAUUUUGCACUGCUUUCCCUGAGCCAAGGGUAUGAAAUGAAAUGAUUGAUAUAAUGUGUAAGAAGUACAAAAUUAAUGUUUUCUUGGCUUCCUGUGCUUUUGUAGAGCCUUUUCAUUCACAAUUUUCUCUAUUUUAUUAUCAAUGAAAUAUUUUUUUUUAACCCUCCAUCUAUUGAACCAAGGUUUUACCUGUAAACAACAUCGGAUACAAAGCAAUCUUGAUCAACAAAGUUAGAUAAUAGUGCAGACUUUCCACCCUUGUCUCCAAGAUUCUUUACAAAUUGCCUGACUUGAGAGUUAUAAUUCAUCACAUCUGCAUGGCACUAGUGGAAGAAGGCUGUAAUAAGAAGUUACAAUGAUUUUCAGGAGACAAUAGUUAUUCCUCUCACAAAUAUGAUAUUGUCUCAGGGGUUUUUUAAGGUCUCCAUGCCUCCUAUUUCCUUCAAGCAGAAUGUAUUUUGUAAGAUGAAACUGCCUAGAACUAUCAACCUUUAUGGCAGCAGUGACAGAUGAAUCCCUCUUUGUGACAGUCUGUUCGCAGUAUGAAUCUAUCACUCUCUUUACCUGAAUAAAGUGGGAUGGGAUAGGUUAGAAACCAAGGAAGUUAUCAAUUAUGAACCAGAACCUAUCCCUAUGCAGAAGGAGAGUAAAGGGGACUGCUUAGCCACUAGGGAGUGGUAUACUAUAAUGUCAGAAGGGCUGAUAGUUCAGAUUAAUCAGUCUUCUUUAUGUGGAAAAGCUCUUGUGCUUUCAUAUGAAGUUGUGCUGCUUUGAAAUUGUGAUUAUCUGAGCAAAAAUGCAACUUCACUGGGCUGUGAAGUUGCUCAUGUCCCUGAAACUCUGCCUUAAUAUUACCAUUUCAAGGGAGGAGAAUCUAGCCAUGGAUUAACAGAUUUUACUCUUUUCUGACUAUUAAAAGAAGGCUGGGGUAAUGUUUUAAACACAGGCUAGACCAAAUAGUGGAAUAGUUUAUAGAUCAGCACAAAGAGCCCAAGAAGGAAGGAAGGGUAACAUCCAAUGCCUAUUGAUUAUGUUCCUUGGAACUGCUUAGAUGAUUGACUGACUAAUUAAUCUAGCAGCUGCCUUUCCUUCUGAAACACCAAACCUAAUGACCAAAAUCACACCCCUAUCCCUGCAUGCUUACUCAACUACCUUAUAUUGGAUAAUAUAAGUCCUAGCCAAGAACUAGUUCUUCUUCUCAAAGCAAAGCUUUCUGUUAAUAAAUGGAAUUCCUCUGUUGCUUACUCACUCCUUUUGCUGGAAUAAGCAAUGCCACCCAAAGGAAUUUUACUUCAUCUCACUGAAUUUACUUGUCUGCCAAGAGCAAUGUUUACAAACUGAACAGCCUUACCUAACUUCGUGUCCUUGAGAUAUUUGGACCAUAACUUUGGGACAUCAUAUGUCAAUGAUUUGCCAAUGAAAGUUGUGUUCUAGCAUAUGUAGAGUAUAUCUGACUGGGGAAAGAAGGCAAUAAAGAAAUGCAAGCAAAUUAAAUGUUGACACUUUUGAAGCUAAAGUAAAGAGUAUUACUUUAGACCUUUAAGACAAGACAGUAAAAGAUAAACAUCUUAUUCAACUCAGAGCUGGCCCGAAAUAGCAUAACUAAAAGGUUUGACCUUGCUUUCAAAGGAUUAGGAGACAUUUGUCUGGGUGGUUUUUCAACAGAGCUGGUCCUCUAAAAUAGUAACCAAAACGAAAAAGGAGAAAGGAAACUAAAGUUCUAGAUUAAGGACUCAGAUCCAGCAGGUUCUCUCCAUUGUCUUGGCUGUCCAUCCAGAUGAUCAGCCUGAGAUGAAUUUGGUGGCUAAGAGCAAUUUAUAGGAAAUGUUUUCAAACAUGAAUGGAAAACAGUCCCUCUCCCCAUGUCAUUUCCAUUUUGGAUGGUAGAUACAUCUCUUCAUUAAUAUUUUAUAAUAUAAAUAUUAUACAAUUCAUAUAAUAUUUAUAUAUUUUUUCUGUAUUUCCAACAUUUCCUUCAGAUUCCAGUUUUGCUGAAUACAAUUAAAUACCCGCAUGCCAGUACUGCAAGUCUUUAAAUGAAUUUAAAGAUAUGAGGCACAUGACAAAUAAGAAAAAAAAACAUUUGUACAUGUGGAUCUUCAUUUAAUCAAUUGGUAAAAUGCAAAUCAAGAUACAGUGAUACUGAUUCAAAAUAAUUGCUGAUUCAAAUAUUCAAUUUAAUUUUUUUAAACAAACAAGGCUCUCUAACCAAUUACAGUUCCAAGCUAGCUAUCCAUUGUGAAAAUGCUAGUGCUUCCUAACUGACUGAUUGCAGAUGAAACUACAGAAUUUCUCACCACCCAACUAUCAGUAACGACAGUAAACUAUUUCCUGAAGUAGAACUUUAGGUGAUGGUAAUUGCCAGUCAUGUCAGCUAAAUAAUUCAUAAUAAUGCUAUCUAAAAACUGUAUUAAGGAAUCCGAAAAAUCAAAGAGGCCAUUUGGUUGUUAGAAAAGUGUGGUGUAAUGUAUUUCCCCUUAAUUUCCAUUGGUAGCCAACUGCAUAGCAACUCUAUUAUUCAAAUACUUCUGUAAUCAUUGUUUUUAAUGGGUGGGUCACCUAACAUCAUAGUUGGAGUUUAUGACUGAUUAUUUCAUGCAAAUCCAAGGUGCUCAUUUAUCUUUGUAUAACUAUACAUAUGUACAUAUUUUGUUUUAUGUAACAGAUGCUUUGGAGACAUUAAUUUGCUUUGGAACCCAAUGGAUGACAUAGUAGAUUUAGGCUAUGACAAAAGGUGCACCCAGACUGGUUUAAAGAAAACUGUUGCAUAGAAAAUGAAAAUCUAACUAGACUGAAUCUUUAAUGUCCUGAUUUAAUCUUCUGCAACAGCAUAGGUGCUAUAUAUGUAACAUUUUUUGCCAAUGAUUUUAAACUGCACUGUCCUUCUGUGCAGCUAAUGUGAAUGUGAAUAUUCUAUCUCAGAGAAGCCUCCUCACUCAAAAUCCAUAUAACUUGCUGGUGACAGGGUCAAGAUAUUAUGUGUUUGCACAUUUUGUCUUCCUUCAUUUUCCUUUCCAGCCAAAUUUAUGCAAAUGUUGAUUUGUCGAUUUUUAUGUAUGUUGUUGAUUUUUAUUGGGAAAGACGUAAUUACAACUUUCCAAAACCUCCAAACUUGGACACCUUUUUCAUGAGAGUGCCUGUAAAAUGUAAGACCUGAGGUCCUCCACUCCACUAGGGGGAUAAUAUUUUUAUUCCUCUUAAGGACUGUCCAGUGUUUAAUUGGCUUUAGGAGCUGAAAAUAAAAAAACAAGCCUCCAAGAAUUCUUAGCUAAUGUACAAGAGAAGCAAAACAUCUUACACUGUCAUCAGUUCAGUCAUUUAAUAGGCAAUGCAAGUUUUUCUAGUGCUUCUGUAUUAGUGUAGCAUUCUCCAGAACCUCCAAAUUCCUACAAAGGCUAUGCAGUUUUUCUCCAAUCUGAUUAGUUGGAAAUGGAAGUGUUAGGCAGGUGGAUCUUUCUAGACCUCAUAUUUGUUCAAGUUUCUAUUUCAGACCUCUUUCUUCUUUAGCACUUGGGUGAUGUCAGUAGUAGCAGAGAAUCUCAGCAGUCCCACUAGUAGGGUCAUUUAGAAUCCUAGUGGUGGUUCUUGUCAGUUAUAUUUAGAGCUACUUUAAAGCUUGAAGUCCUAUUUAAUCCCUUUCCCCAAAAAGCAAUAACUUGAAAGAAUGUCACUGACUUUUUUUUUAAAAAAAGGACAACUACCCAUGAUGCAAAUGCUGACUUGUAUCACUAGAAUUAUAAUAGGAACUGCCUCUUUCAAUUUGUGAGUUCUCUUGUACUAAAUCCACUUUUAACUGAAGCAGUACUGCAAAAUAAAUGUACAGUCACUGUCUUAAAAGUAAAGAUGUAGGGGACUAAACCCAAAUUCAUAAAUCACUAAUACAAAAAUACUUCUAACAAUCUGCUUCUCCAGGUAACCACUUGGAGGCUCUUCCUUGCAUCCUGAUCUUAUGCUUACUCAGAUGCAAGUUAAACAAGACUUACAUUUUCAAGUAAAUAUGCUUAAGAUGCUUUAAGUGAUCGAUGUAAAAUGUAUUACCGUAAAUCAGCCAGAUGGACAUAUUUUCUAGUCUUCUGUCCUCUUUCCCUUUAGGAUAUGUUCUGUUUCACAUUUGGUGCUUUCUCCUUCUCCCAAUUUGUGCCCAUGUUCCUUUUUCUCUUCUGUUUGAAAGCGUACUUGCUGAGCACCAUUUACCAAUCUCAAGCAUCUGUUGCAUUGGGGCUAUUUUGCACAGUGAUUUACAAAAUAUCAAACCUUGUGCUUGGUUUGACAUAAAGGUUCCUCAUUUGCCUUUUUCCCCCCUUUGUUUCAUUUUUGUAGAAUAAAAAUCUGUUGUAAAUAACCUGUAAUUGAAUGGCCUGAAUGAGUCUGAGGAACCAGUCUUGGGAGCUGAGUCUUGUAUCUGUGAUACACCAUACUGAGUUUUUUAUUUGUUUGGCUUUUUAAAAAAUAAUAAUAUGUGAGUAACUGUGAUUCGCUGACUCAUUUCUGAUUGUACAAUAUACACCUCCCAGCAACUGCUGUGGUCAGCGGAAGAAAUUUGUGGAGCAAAAUUUUAAAAUGCCUUCUUCCACAGGAACCUGGCCUUUCAUAUUUCUUGUGCUGCUUUCUCUGCAUUAGCUCACUCUUUUCAUUAAGUUGGCAGAGUCUCCUGGAAUAAAGUUAAUGAAAACUAGAUGAAAAAACUUAUCAGUUUCUUCCCAGCUAAUCUCUCUGGUCUAGUGCUAAUGGGAUCCCAUGUUAAAGAAUAACUUGAUUGAGUCCCAGAUUAAAUGGGAUGAAGUGGAAAACUUGAUCUUUGCAUCAGAACUGAUGCAUUACCUUGAUUCAGGUAACAGAUUCCAGUCUUCUGGGAGAGCACAGAGGAAGACUGGAAUCUCUUACUGAAUCAGAAUAAUUCACAAUCAAAUAAAGAUGCCCGUAGUCUUAUUAGUCAAGAAUUUUCAAUUUCCCUAUAUUCUGUUUCAUAUGUUUGGUGAAUUAUUCAGUGGAAUACUUUGCAGCAGUGCCAUUCUGUUUAUAAGAAUAGUGUGUUAUAGUAUGCUAUUCAGGUAACAACAAGAGAAUUAAUGCCUCUCUUAGAGAGUUAUUGAUUUGUAUGUUGGACUUAUAUAAAUAGUUGAAACAGCUUAUUCAUUAGUGUUGAGUUUCAUCUUCCCUUUAAUAAAGAAAAAUAAAUCACAGGGCAGUUAAGGCCAGAGUCUGUUCCUUCCAAGUAUUUACACCCUUCAGUUCUGCUAAUGAACAUGAUGCUUAUGGACUACUGACGGGUCCACUGAGACCCUUUUCUAUGUACUUAUGCUUUUUAAGUUAUGGCUAAGGAUGUGAUUCUGAGGAUAAUUUAAUUUACAUAGCUGUUUAAUAGUAUUGAUAGUAUCAUAGUGCAGAUCAUAUCAAGUAAUAGUGGACAAUACUGGUACAUUGAGUACAUGUACUGAUACAUUCAGAAGAGAGAAACCUCAAAGGGAAGUAAAGAGAAUAUAGGCAGCUAUUAUGUUUUCUUCUGUGAGUUUUUCCAUUGAUAAGUGACCUGGCCAACAUGCAUUAAAAAUUUCUGAUUAUAGUCCCCAAAUGCUUUUCCCCCAAAAGUAAAAGUAAGCAAGAAUAAUCUAUACUUAUUAGAAAUUGUAAUUUAAAUCAGGAUAGUAAUCACAGUUGAUUCAAGUUAAAUUCACUGAAAAGACGAAUCAUUAUAUGGAUCCUUAGAUUAUCUAUUCUAACAUUUUUUAUGGCAGCAACCUGUCUCCUGGGAUAUAAUAGGAAGAUUCUUCCUAGUUGUGUGUUCCUGAGAUCCUUUUCAAGCUUUUAAUAACUGUGUGAGGAUUGGAACUGACAUCUUAUUCAAACCAAGUAAAUGAUCUUACUAAGCUACUGAAUAGCACUUGUGUAGAGCAGUACAGCAAGGUAUCUGUGUUUAGCAAUACAGCAAAAAUGUGCUUAAUUUCUUCUCUGCAGUUUGGUUUUAGCUUAUUUAGCCUGAGCAGAAGAGACCCAGCACCACCCAGAGAGAUCACUGGUUGACAAACAUUGGGAUCUACACCCAGGACAAAGAGUGGAGCUACAUGUCUGUAUACUAAUUCAAAUGCAGUGUUAAAGGAAGGAAAGAGAGGCCAGACUGAAUGCUAUCCUAACUUCAUUUCCAUUUAUUGCAAAUAAAUUUAAACAAGGGGAUCUGGGAAUUUCAUCCAUUUGAUCAUGAAACUUCAAAGGGCAAAGCUGGAUGGUUCCUAGUGGCUCCUACUUAGGAGCAUUGGUGCUAAAUAGUUGGGGGCUCAGUCCCAGAGAAUGCUAGGUGGAAGCUGUUGGAAUAAUGAUAAUUGCACUAAUUCAUCACUCCAUCAGAAAACGUAGCACCUUUCCCUGCCAAAGACGUGUCACUCUUCUGCUCUAGCCAAAUCCAUGAAGCUCUUGGCUUGAGGUGAAGCUGGGAUAGCACCAAAGCUUAGGGUCUCCUUGGCUUACUAGCUACUGCUGACUGGAGGCUCAACUCUUAACAAUUUUAGCUUUUUUUUCUAAUUAAAAUGCAUUUUUUUAAAAAUUAAAAAAGUGAAAAAAAUCCUGUUUAGGAGAGGUGUGUAUUGGCAGAGUUAGUGUUUCUUAACUGCAUGGUAUUCCUUCUAGGGGGUUUUAUACCACUUUUUAAAUUUCUCAGAAGAUUUAUGGUCCCAGUUUCUAUGCUAUCUUAUCUCUUGCUUCUUUCUCUUUCUUGCUUUUUGUUUAUUAUUUGAUAUGUUCUCUUUCUUUUCUGAAAACUGUUCUUUGUAAACAUGCAAUUUCUUUUAUAACUGAUGUAAACAAAAUGAAAUAAAAAAAAUUCCAGAUGUUGUACAUAACUGCAGAAACAAUCACAAGGAAGCUACUGCCAUCUGGACUGUUUCCAACACAGACUGUUUAUACUAGCGGUAAAAGAAAGGGGGUAAAAGUCCCCAAAAGAGAAGCUUUUAAAGCAAAAUAAAAAUAAAAUGUCCAAGCAAAGUAUGGUACGUUUUACCAAGUCUCUGCUGAGCUGCUGUGCUGAGUUGUGCAGCCCGUUUUUUUCUGGGAAUACUGGUCUGUCUUAACACCUUUU